Messenger RNA from Musa acuminata subsp. malaccensis (wild Malaysian banana), 985 nucleotides. Its product is annotated as UDP-glucose 6-dehydrogenase 4. The record is from RefSeq and is a predicted model, not a curated record. Gene Ontology annotation, biological process: glycosaminoglycan biosynthetic process. Gene Ontology annotation, cellular component: nucleus. Gene Ontology annotation, molecular function: NAD binding; UDP-glucose 6-dehydrogenase activity. NCBI's taxonomy places the organism in Eukaryota, Viridiplantae, Streptophyta, Magnoliopsida, Zingiberales, Musaceae.
UAGAGUUUAUGGUCAUAGUGUUGGAUUUGGUGGCUCCUGCUUCCAGAAGGACAUUCUUAACUUGGUCUACAUCUAUGAAUGCAAUGGUCUUCCAGAAGUGGCGAACUACUGGAAGCAGGUUAUCAAGAUCAAUGACUACCAGAAAAGCAGGUUUGUGAACCGGGUGGUUUCCUCCAUGUUCAAUACUGUUUCUGGAAAGAAGAUUGCUGUACUUGGGUUUGCAUUCAAGAAAGACACAGGUGACACAAGGGAGACGCCAGCCAUUGAUGUUUGCAAGGGCCUUUUGGGGGACAAGGCCAAGAUUAGCAUCUACGAUCCUCAAGUAUCUGAAGACCAGAUUCAGCAUGAUCUUGCUAUGAAUAAGUUCGACUGGGAUCACCCUAUCCACUUGCAGCCAAUGAGCCCAACAGCCGUGAAGGAGGUGACAGUGACCUGGGACGCAUACGAGGCCACCAAGGGAGCACAUGGGGUCUGCAUUCUGACUGAAUGGGAUGAGUUCAGGAAGCUGGAUUAUGCAAAAAUCUUCCAGAACAUGCAGAAACCAGCUUUUAUCUUUGAUGGGCGCAAUGUGGUGGAUCCGGAGAAGCUAAGGGAGAUUGGAUUCAUCGUUUACUCGAUUGGGAAGCCAUUGGAUCCGUGGCUCAAGGACAUGCCCGCUGUGGUCUAAUUGGGAGCUCAGUAGAGAGCGAUAUACGGUAAAAGACUCUUUACGGAUCAGGGUUAGGUUUUGAGUUUCAAACUGAGGAUUCUUCAAAACUAUUGUCUUGUAUUGGGUAUUUUUCUGUCUUUUGUCCUCACAUUUUAGUUAGACAGGGAAUGGUUGAUUGCACUCUUAUAUACUUUGUGUCGAAGUGUCUUCGGUUGCAUUAUCUGCUAGGGUAUUGUACUCCAUUCAUUCUUGCUGUGAGAGGAAAACACGAAUUGCUAGUUCAUCUGAAUGCCAUAUUUGGUUUUCUAAAAAUUACUUUUGACCUUGUAACUCACA